ACCCUCGAGACCUUCCGCAUCAUGGGACUGCGGAAAGAAUUCGAAGAAGCCAUCACAGUCAUCACAGGGACGGAUUUUGCCCCUGACGAACGAGUAACCAGUUUAUUGCAAACCACGCAACUACUCUCCGCUCUACUCUCCGCAUAUGACAUCACCACGUGUAAAGAUGCCCGUCUUCUGAGCAAAGCCAUGGAAGUGGGCGACAUGCUCUACACCUUUUUCGACACUCCAAACCGUCUCCCGGUCACGCGGUGGAACGCAACGAAAGCUGCAAACGGCGAAGAACAACAAGUAUCGCAGCAUGCCACACUGGCAGAUCUCACAUCAUACAGUCUCGCAUUUACCAGGCUGUCUCAGCUCACAAGAGACAUGCGGUUCUACGACGCCGUAGCCCGCACUAUCACCAUCCUCGCAUCACAGCAAAGCCGAACCAGAAUACCCGGUCUCUGGCCUGCCGACAUCAACCUCCAAAACCUCGACCUGACAUCCAGCAACACCUUCAACCUCCACACGACAUCACACUCUGCGUACGCACACUCCGCACUCAUGACCCGUUUUCUUGGCACCUCGUCCGCCGCAUCGCCCUACACGACUGUCUCAACAAACGCCCUCGACGCCACCAUCCGGCACCUCCUCUUCCGACCCAUAACGCCCACCAACGCCUCAAUACUCAUGGCCAGCACCGCAUACACGACCCCCAAAGGCCACAUUACACGUACACACACAAUCGACGCGUCAUCGUGCGCUCUCGGCAGCACCCUCGCCCUCUCAGCCGCACUCACUCACAACGACACGCACCUCGCUUAUGCGCGUCUUGUCACAGAAGGCUGCAUAUGGACGUCUCUCCACGCGCCUCCGUCUCCUCUGGGCCACAUCAACGCGAUGCCAGAGAGCUUCUCGAUGCUCGCCUGCUCGUCGGCGGCCCUGAAGAACAGCGCCCAAAACUGCACGUUUGAGCCUGCUGUUUGGCCCACCCAAGUGUAUCCGGGCUUCGAGAAGGUGUGGGACGCCAAGCGGACGACUGUCAGGCCAGAAAUGGUCAUGAGUUUGUUCGCUCUGUACCGCGUCACGGGAGAGGAGAGGUGGAGAGACGUGGCGUGGGAAAUGUGGACGAGCGUUGAACGUGUUGUGGCGGCGAGGCUGGAGCAGUUGCGGGACGAGGAAGAGUUGAGGAUGACGACACAGACGCUCAAGUUCUUCUACCUGCUCUUCGGCGACCCAGCCAUGUUCAGUCUCGACGAGUGGGUCUUUGGAAGCGACGGGCAUGCGUUG
Exserohilum turcica Et28A is the source of this 1272-nucleotide messenger RNA. RefSeq names its product glycoside hydrolase family 47 protein. Gene Ontology annotation, cellular component: endoplasmic reticulum; Golgi membrane. Lineage: Eukaryota; Fungi; Ascomycota; Dothideomycetes; Pleosporales; Pleosporaceae. Gene Ontology annotation, molecular function: calcium ion binding; mannosyl-oligosaccharide 1,2-alpha-mannosidase activity. The transcript has a single exon. The annotation marks the transcript as partial. The record is from RefSeq and is a predicted model, not a curated record. Gene Ontology annotation, biological process: carbohydrate metabolic process; N-glycan processing.